CCCCUCACGGCCCCCCCGCCAUUUUCCCUCCCCCUCCCCCCGGUUCCGUUCUCUUCCCGUUUCCUUCCGCCGCCGACGCCGCCGCCGCCGCUUUUUUUUUAUUUUGUCCUUCCGGUACCGAGGGGGGGAAAUCUCAAAAUAAAAAAAAACCCCCCCGAGGUUCCCGGGAGCGGCCGGGCCUGAGGCGUCCAUGACAGGAGGAGCCGGAGCCGGGAGCUUCCCUCGGAUCCGGAUCCGGCGCUUGGGUGCUCCCGGGGGGCUCCGGGGGGCUCGGGGCCACCAUGAGUGAGGUGCUGGUGGUCAAGGAGGGCUGGCUGCACAAGAGGGGCGAGUUCAUCAAGACGUGGCGGCCGCGUUAUUUCCUGCUCAAGAGCGACGGAUCCUUCAUCGGCUUCAAGGAGCGCCCGGAGCCCUCGGAGCUCUCCCUUCCCCCCCUCAACAACUUCUCUGUGGCCGAGUGCCAGCUGAUGAGGACGGAGCGGCCGCGCCCCAACACCUUCGUCAUUCGCUGCCUGCAGUGGACGACGGUGAUCGAGAGGACGUUCCACGUGGACACCCCCCAGGAGCGCGAGGAGUGGAUCCAGUCGAUCCAGGCCGUGGCCAGCAGCCUCCAGAGCCGGGAGCCGCCGGCGCCGCCGGAGCCCAAAGGCAGCGACGCCGAGGACGGAGCCACCGGCAAAUCCCGCCCCAAGGCCAGCAUGAGCGACUUCGAUUACCUGAAGCUGCUGGGGAAGGGAACGUUCGGGAAGGUGAUUCUGGUGAGGGAGAAAUCCUCAGGACGUUAUUACGCCAUGAAAAUCCUCAGGAAGGAAAUCAUCAUCGCCAAGGAUGAGGUCGCUCACACGGUGACCGAGAGCCGAGUCCUGCAGAACAGUCGGCACCCCUUCCUCACCGCACUGAAAUACGCUUUCCAAACCAACGACCGCCUCUGCUUCGUCAUGGAAUACGCCAACGGCGGCGAGCUCUUUUUCCACCUUUCCCGGGAGCGCGUUUUCCCGGAGGAUCGCGCUCGUUUCUACGGCGCCGAGAUCGUCUCUGCCCUCGAGUACCUGCACUCGCGAGACGUCGUCUAUCGCGACAUCAAGCUGGAGAAUCUGAUGCUGGACAAGGACGGGCACAUCAAGAUCACGGAUUUUGGGCUGUGCAAGGAGGGCGUCACCGACGGCACCACCAUGAGAACCUUCUGCGGCACCCCCGAGUACCUGGCGCCCGAGGUCCUGGAAGACAACGACUACGGGCGCGCCGUGGACUGGUGGGGGCUGGGUGUGGUGAUGUACGAGAUGCUCUGCGGGCGCCUCCCCUUCUACAACCAGGACCACGAGCGGCUCUUCGAGCUCAUCCUCCUGGAGGAGAUCCGCUUCCCGCGCUCCCUGGGGCCCGAGAGCAGAAACCUCCUCGCUGGACUGCUGAAAAAGGACCCAAAACAGAGGCUGGGCGGGGGUCCGGGUGACGCCCGUGAGGUGAUGGAACACCGUUUCUUCGCGGGCAUCGAUUGGCAGGACGUGGUGCAGAGGAAGCUGGUGCCGCCCUUCCGGCCGCAGGUGACGUCAGAGGUGGACACGCGGUACUUCGACGAGGAGUUCACGGCGCAGAGCAUCACCGUCACCCCACCUGAGAGAUGUGAGCAGUUGGACUCUCUGGAGCGCGACCAUCGGACGCAUUUCCCGCAGUUCUCGUACUCAGCGAGCAUCCGGGAGUGAGAGCCCGCACACCUGGACACACCUGGGGACACCUGGACACACCUGGGGACACCUGGG
Messenger RNA from Poecile atricapillus (Black-capped chickadee), 1757 nucleotides. RefSeq names its product AKT serine/threonine kinase 2 (gene AKT2). Lineage: Eukaryota; Metazoa; Chordata; Aves; Passeriformes; Paridae. Gene Ontology annotation, molecular function: ATP binding; protein serine/threonine kinase activity. The coding region runs from base 282 to 1700 and encodes 472 amino acids. The transcript has 15 exons. The record is from RefSeq and is a predicted model, not a curated record. Gene Ontology annotation, biological process: protein phosphorylation.